Molecule: messenger RNA, 1449 nt
Organism: Paramecium tetraurelia
Lineage: Eukaryota; Ciliophora; Oligohymenophorea; Peniculida; Parameciidae
Exons: 3
Biological process (GO): mitotic spindle organization; protein phosphorylation; regulation of cytokinesis
Cellular component (GO): spindle midzone; chromosome passenger complex; spindle pole centrosome
Molecular function (GO): ATP binding; protein kinase activity
Source: RefSeq, a predicted model, not a curated record
AUGAAUUAAGGCUGCUCAUAUAAAUAUUGUAUCAACACUAGUAAUGCAGGUGCAAUAUACUCUUGUUAGUACUGUUAGAACACUAAAUAUUGUUCCCAGAAGUGCAGAGAUACUGAUUGGUAAAUUAAGAUUUCAUUAUUGAAUAGGACAUUAUCUCAUAAGAAUAAUUGUCGUCCAAUAAGUAGGAAGAGUCAAACUGAGCUGAAUGAUACUGCGUCCACUUUGAAAUCCAUUCGUAGAUAGGCAGAAGACUUCGAAAUAAUAAUCAAGGAUAAUAAAGUGGAAUUGGGAAAAGGUAGUUAUGGUUGUGUCAAAUUGGUCAAGGACAAAUAGAAUGGCCAGAUGUAUGCAAUGAAAGUGAUGAACAAGAAAUAAAUAUUUGAGUAUUGUUCUGUUGAAAAUCUAAAGAGAGAAAUUAAAAUUUAAAGAAAAUUAUAACAUCCACAUAUCACCAAACUAUUUCAUUAUUUUGAGGACAAAGAAAAUGUAUUUCUUAUAUUAGAAUUAGCAGAGAACGGAAGUCUGUUUAGUUAUAUAAGGAAGAGACGAAGACUCCCAGAAAAUGAAGCUUUUGUCUAUUUCUUCUAAACUUGUUUGGGAAUAGACUACCUACAUAAAAGAAAUAUAAUACAUAGAGAUCUUAAACCAGAAAAUCUACUACUUGAUAAGUAAGGUAACGUCAAGGUUUGCGAUUUUGGUUGGUCAGCUGAAACCACUUAAAAUGGAGUCAGAAGAACUUUUUGUGGCACUCUCGAUUAUAUGGCUCCAGAAAUGCUGACCAAUCAACCCUAUAGUUUCACACUGGAUAUUUGGUGUUUGGGAGUAUUGCUAUUUGAAUUAAUCCAUGGCUUUGCUCCAUUCAAGGGGAAAACUGAAAAUGAAAAGUGCAAUAAUAUUAUUAAGAUGACUCCAAUCGAGUAUGAUCCAUCUUUAUCACUCGAAGCUAAACAAAUAAUAUAAGGAAUACUCAAGUUUAAUCCUAUUGAUAGACUAUCAAUGAAUCAGAUCUUCGAGCAUCCUUGGAUGAAGAAAUUCUAUAAAAGUUAUGGAAUUGAUCUUAGAUCUUAUAUAAAUAAACAGGAUAAACACAACGAUUUAUCGAAUCGAUCGAUAUCUCCAUAAAAUGAUGAUAUUAUUACGAGAUCAUUUAUUAAAGGACCAACAUAAAAUAGUAAUAACGAUUUAAAACCCUUAUCUAAAUCUUCUAAUUAUAUCUCUCAAAAUAACAGCAAUAAUGGAAAAUCAACUGCUUCUUCAAAUUACAACUAAGAGGAAGAAUUUAAGGCCAGAGUAAGUAGACUAUCUUAAAGACAAUAAAUGGUUUAAGGAUUAAAGGAAAUUCAAGGAUAACCAUAGAAAUAAGAGGAACUUGGUUUUAUGGAUAAAGUAUUUUCGGCAUUUGGGUGUUUGAGUAGAGAUAAAUAAUCAACAUAGUCUCAUAAUUAUUGA